AGCAGCAUUGAAACCAACAGCAGCAGCAGCAGCAACAAUUGCUGAAGCAGCAGCAAUUGGUAGCAGCGCAACGAGCAACGGCUCGAGUCCAGCGGUUACCGCCAACAGCAGCCAGGACGCAAUCGAUGGCAUGAGCAAUGAUACGGAGCUCAAGUUCCAGUCGUAUGUGAAUGGCAACGGCAAUGGCGUAUACAAAAUUAUUAAGACUCUCGGCAAAGGCAACUUUGCGAAGGUUAAGCUGGCGCUGCAUGUGCCCACAGGACGCGAGGUGGCCAUCAAGGCCAUCGACAAGACACAGCUCAACAGCAGCGCUAGGCAGAAACUCUAUCGCGAGGUGAAGAUAAUGAAGAUGCUUAAUCACCCGAACAUAGUGCGUCUCUAUCAGGUUAUCGAGUCGGAGCGCACGCUUUAUCUUAUAAUGGAGUACGCCAGUCGUGGCGAGUUGUUCGAUCAUCUGGUCAAGAACGGACGCAUGCGUGAGCGUGAUGCGCGUGUUAUCUUUCGCCAGCUGGUGUCCGCUAUACAGUAUUGCCACAGCAAGUUUGUGGUGCAUCGCGAUCUGAAGGCUGAGAAUCUGUUGCUGGAUCAGCAUAUGAACAUAAAGAUUGCAGACUUUGGAUUUGGCAACACUUUCGAUCCGAAUGCGCAGCUGGAAACAUUUUGCGGCAGUCCGCCGUAUGCAGCGCCAGAGCUGUUUAUGGGACGCAAGUAUGCAGGACCUGAGGUGGAUGCCUGGUCGUUGGGUGUGGUGCUUUAUACGCUGGUAAGCGGCUCGCUGCCUUUUGAUGGCGGCACAUUGAAGGAGCUGCGCGAGCGCGUGCUGCGCGGCAAAUAUCGCGUGCCCUACUACAUCUCCAUGGACUGUGAGAAUCUGAUGCGCAAGUUCCUAGUGCUUAAUCCUAGCAAGCGCACCUCGCUGCACGCCGUAAUGAGCGACAAGUGGAUCAACAUGGGCUACGAUGAAGCAGAUCGCUUGCGUCCGUAUCGCGAGCGUCCCAUGGAGCUGCAGGAUGCUGCACGCAUUGAUAUGCUCGUUGCCAAGGGCUACAAGCGUCGCGAUGUGGAAGCUGCGCUAGCUGCGCAAGCUUUCGAUGAUAUCUACUGCACUUAUAUGCUGCUGGCUGUAUCCAGACCACGCAAUGCACGCCAGACUGGCGAUGAAACGCUGCCCAGCAGCAGCAGCAGCACGCGUGACGCUGCCGCUGGAGAAGAGUCUAACCAGCUCGAAUCGUCCACUGCCGCCGCGCGUAGCCAAUGUGCUCAUCACACCCAAUGCCUUGCCCACAACGCCUACAACAACUGCCGCGCCGCUGCCGCUGUGGCAGCUCCACCCGCCAAGCCCACACGCCGCACGCCUGCGCGCAAAACCAACAACAGCAGCUCCAAUGCCAGCAACACGCCACAAGCCAAGCGCGCCACCAGCUCUGCUGCUGCUGCUACGCCCACUGCUGACAUUAAGCCCACACUGCUAAGCGCUCAACGACAACAGGCGCAGGCACAAAAGUUGGCCAAUACGCCCACGCGUUUUAACUACGCACGCGAAGGCUCCGGACGUCGCCCCACUACGCUCUAUGAAAAAGGCGAGUCCAGCGCCAGCAGCGCUGCUGCUGCAACGCCGCUGCAGCCACCCAAGUCGCCCAUGGAUGGACGCCUGCUGGAGCGUCUGCAGCUGGUCAGCUGCACCCCAACGUCUGCUGCGGCUGCUGCUGCGCCGGCUGCAACCACACCGGCGGGCAAGUCCAGCCAGCAGGAGAAGCCUUUCAAUCGCAGCAACGUAGCACGCGCCACCUUCCAUUUCGGCCAGGGGCGCAGCAGCAAGCAUGGGCGUGGCAACAGCAAUGGCAACGAGGACGAUGGCUAUCAAACGGCGCCGCUUUCCGCUGAUGACACCAAGCCCGCCUCACGUGUUGGCUUCUUCUCCAAGCUAACCGCGCGCUUUGGUCGCCGCGUCAUAACGCUCAACGAAAAAGAUGCCUCCGAUCAGCGCAAGAAUCUAACCAAGUAGCGCCAUACUAAAAUUAACAUACACUAGACUACAUACAACAACAUUAUAUAUAUGCCCAUAUAGAUCGUAUAUAAAAGCAAAGAGCAAAACUAACAGCGCAUGUAAUUGAGAAUUGUUUAGAACUUUAAGUGAUAGUAGCAUAAAUAGUUAGUUUAAAUAUAUUUUUUAUAACAAACGUUUGAAAG
Molecule: messenger RNA, 2190 nt
Organism: Drosophila busckii
Lineage: Eukaryota; Metazoa; Arthropoda; Insecta; Diptera; Drosophilidae
Gene: KP78a
Product: MAP/microtubule affinity-regulating kinase 4
Biological process (GO): intracellular signal transduction; protein phosphorylation; microtubule cytoskeleton organization
Cellular component (GO): cytoplasm
Molecular function (GO): tau-protein kinase activity; ATP binding; protein serine/threonine kinase activity
Source: RefSeq, a predicted model, not a curated record